AUGACUGUGGAAUUCUUCGCAGGAAAGUGCGACAAUGGUGCUUCUAGUAUCGAGCUCAAGGAUAUAGAUGCCACCCACCAUACCAAAAUUGUAGUUUCACUUCUACACGACCUGCAAGUUAAUGAACAAAGAGCUACACUGUUGCAGUUGGUGGAUAAGUUCAAGGCCAAGUGGAAAGGUUUAGGGAACAGACCAGUGAAGCUUGAGAUUGCUGUCGAGAGUUCUCAAGAUAGAGGAGGUGGUGGUAAAUCGUCCAAAGGUGCAAAGCGCAGCCGGAUGAGUGAUAUGGAAGCUAAACUUGAUGGACUGCGUAGGGAGCUCUCGUCGUUUUCCAGUAACGGGGGCAUAAACAUAUUUCCCCCUGCAGUUCUCUCCUCUGAGCAGAUUUUGCUCCUGAGCUGCCAGAAGCCAACCACAGAGGUGGAGCGGCUGGAGAAGGUCAUAGGGAAGGUGAAGAAGGAGAAGUACAGCGGCAGGAUCAUUGAGCUGAUGCGGUCCUAUGUCAAGGACUCAAGGAUGCAGAGCUGGAAAUGCAGUUGA
Miscanthus lutarioriparius is the source of this 540-nucleotide messenger RNA. Lineage: Eukaryota; Viridiplantae; Streptophyta; Magnoliopsida; Poales; Poaceae. The record is from the annotation of a GenBank genome assembly.